GCGGGCGGAGACGCGCGCCUAGCACUGGACAUGGACCGUGCGCGCCUGUGGCUGGGGCUUCUGCUGCCCGUGGUGGCCGCCCUGGAUUUCCAGUACCACCACCAGGAAAGGAUGGAGGCGUUCCUAAAGAGCGUGGCUCAGAACUACAGUUCGAUCACGCACUUGCACAGCAUCGGGAAAUCUGUGAGAGGUAGAAACCUGUGGGUUCUCGUUGUGGGGCAGUCUCCAAAGGAACACAGAGUCGGGAUUCCAGAAUUCAAAUACGUGGCGAACAUGCACGGGGAUGAGACUGUGGGGCGAGAACUGCUGCUCCACCUGAUUGACUAUCUGGUAACCAGUUACAGGAAAGACGCGGAAAUCACGCAUCUGAUCGACAGCACCCGGAUCCACAUCAUGCCUUCCAUGAACCCCGAUGGAUUUGAAGCCGUCAAGAAGCCAGACUGUUACUACAGUAAUGGAAGGGAAAACUACAAUAAUUAUGACCUGAACAGAAACUUCCCUGAUGCCUUUGAAAAUAACAACGUAACAAAGCAGCCUGAGACUCUGGCAAUCAUGGCAUGGCUGAAAACAGAGACAUUUGUCCUCUCUGCGAAUCUCCACGGGGGUGCCCUGGUGGCCAGUUACCCCUUUGAUAAUGGUGUGCAAGCUACAGGGACACUGUUGUCACGAAGCUUAACUCCAGAUGACGAUGUUUUCCAACACCUGGCCUAUACCUAUGCCUCCCGGAACCCCAACAUGACAAAAGAAGAUCAGUGUAAAAAUAAGAGGAACUUCCCCAACGGAAUUAUCAACGGGUACUCCUGGUACCCACUGCAAGGGGGAAUGCAAGAUUACAACUACAUCUGGGCCCAGUGCUUUGAAAUUACCCUGGAGCUGUCGUGCUGUAAAUAUCCUCGGGAGGAGAAGCUGCCGUACUUUUGGAAUGAUAACAAAGCCUCUUUGAUCGAAUACAUAAAACAGGUGCACCUAGGUGUAAAGGGUCAAGUGUUUGAUCAGAGUGGAACUCCAUUACCGAAUGUCAUUGUGGAAGUCCAAGACAGAAAGCAUAUCUGCCCGUUUAGAACCAACAAGCUUGGAGAGUAUUUCCUGCUUCUCCUGCCUGGGUCCUACGUGAUAAAUGUUACAGUCCCUGGACAUGACUCAUACCUCACGAAACUUACUAUUCCAGGGAAAUCCCAGCCCUUCAGUGCUCUUAAAAAGGAUUUUCACCUCCCGUUGCGAUGGCAGCUGGAUUCCGUCUCCGUAUCAAAUCCUUCAUGCCCAAUGAUUCCUCUGUACAAAUUAAUGCCAAGCCACUCUGCUGCAACAAAGUCUAGUUUGUUCGUGUUUUUCAUGACUCUUUUGCACAUAUUUUUCAAGUAAAAUGUGAAACUUGACCCCCUGGAAUCAGGGAUUGGUUACUCCACAUUAAGGUAACUUUCCCUCUGGUGAGACUGCAAUGGGAUAGACACUACUGUUUUCCUUAAGAAGAAAACCGGAUGUUUCCAAACCUGGCCUAGAACAACCUGUAACGACAAAAUCGAUCUUCAGUCUGGAUAAAAUGGAGGUCACUGCCUAGCAAAUGCUGCCCACGUACUCCACGCCCUCCAUCCCCAAGGAGUCCUAAACACUUGUAAGAAAGUUCAGAAGCCAAACAGACCCCUACCAGAAAAACAAUUUGUCUACGGAGAGCCACGUGGAUCAAAGCCGAAAGGACAGACACUUUUGUGCGUGUGCGACCUUUUGUGAGUGUUGUUUGUAGAGAGCUGAUACUGCGUAUAAGUGGUUCUGCCCAAAGGAAGAAAUUUCCACACUAAGAACAUUUACUCUUGCCAAUGUUCUAAGGACAAAUGAGAGAAAACGGGCAAACGUGUCUGACGUGGCUACAGAUGAAGUGGCCUCUGUCUCCCGUGCCUUUGCCCUUGCCUCCCUGCAUCCGAUGCCACAGUCCUAUGAAGGUGACCCCUCAUAUGUAACCCCAGUCUCUUGCCUGAGCCUCAGAUGCUCGCCAGACACACCCACCUGGAUACGCAGAUGAACUUGGGCUCAUCCGGUUGACAGUUGAGACGCCAUGUGAGGCUGUUCCCUUCCCAUAGUCAGUCACUGAAAGGCUGCUGUAUGGAUCCUUGCCAGCUUCUCCACACCAGUUAGCACCCCUCACUGCUGACCAAGCUGCUGCUCAUGGGUAUCUUUGCCAAGUCUUCCACACAGCACCUGAGGAGUUGGGUCUGCCCAAAGCUCUGCUGCUCCUUAAACACAACACAGUGCUCACAAUGCCAGGUAUGGAUGGCAUUCUGACUGUGCCAAACCUUGUUCCCUGCUCAGUAAAACUCCAUUCCAUGGGGAUUAAGAGCACUGACUGCUCUUCCAGAGGUCCCGAGGUCAAUUCCCAGCAGCCACAUGGUGGCUCACAACCAUCUGUAAUGGGCAUCCGAUGCCUUCUUCUGGUGUGUCUGAAGACAGUGACCGUGUAGUUAUAAACAUAAAAUAAAUAAAUUUUUAAAAAGAAUUCCGUGCACCCUCUUCAAUCGGGAAGCCCAUGGAGUUCCAAGUGGUCGGGUUCGAGGCUGAUCCUCCAAAGAAGCUGCUUUUAACUAGGGAAUUUACAGCACCGUGGUGUGGAAGUACUCUGCGCUGGCCUUCUUCUCUAGUACACCAUGAACUCUUUAAGACCAGGAUCUACUUGAGAAACAUCAUUUCUCAGAGCCUACGACAAAACAGGAAAUAAAUGGAAACAGAGCUUUUCCAGCAUCCUGCUACAGACCUUGAAAUUCUAUGGAUUUGAG
Mastomys coucha (southern multimammate mouse) is the source of this 2765-nucleotide messenger RNA. It is a transcript of the gene Cpm, whose product is annotated as carboxypeptidase M. Bases 31 to 1362 code for a protein of 443 amino acids. Gene Ontology annotation, molecular function: zinc ion binding; metallocarboxypeptidase activity. Gene Ontology annotation, cellular component: cell surface. The record is from RefSeq and is a predicted model, not a curated record. Lineage: Eukaryota; Metazoa; Chordata; Mammalia; Rodentia; Muridae. Gene Ontology annotation, biological process: proteolysis. The transcript has 9 exons.